Molecule: messenger RNA, 1821 nt
Organism: Entamoeba invadens IP1
Lineage: Eukaryota; Evosea; Mastigamoebida; Endamoebidae
Product: serine/threonine protein kinase shk2, putative
Exons: 2
Coding region: 1-1821 (606 amino acids)
Biological process (GO): protein phosphorylation
Molecular function (GO): protein kinase activity; ATP binding
Source: RefSeq, a predicted model, not a curated record
AUGGCUGAUCCCGAGAUUCCAACGAAAUUGGACGAAAAGUCGAAAGAGGCUCUUUGUGAAUAUUUGAGUACACCGCAAGAGAAGAAGACUGUGUUGGAAACUAUUUACUUUGACAUUGCCGCGGGCCUUCGCGAGGACGAGACAAUGGAAUAUCGAAUGGCUGUCGUCAACUUUCCAGAGCGAAAAUUCAAACUGAUUCGACACGGCAAGACUCGAGAAGAGUUUCCUUUCACUAUACUUAACACAGUUAAUUAUUGCCACUCCCCAACACAGUUCAAAAUGAAAAUCACACUGUGUGACCACCCUUCUAUUGUCUUGUUAACACAGAACGAAAGCGACUACAACGCCCUUUUUGAGAUACUUAGAAAGAUCACUACUGAUAAUAAUGUUGUACUCUACAAAGAAGACUUCCUUCAAGACUAUUGCCACUUGAUUAAGAUGGUUUCGUGCAAAAAACACGGGAAGACGUUUUGGGCACGGCGGUCUUUGAACAUCUACAACGGAGCCAUUGUGUUGUAUGCGGUGAAUGGAGAGAUCCCCCUCACAGUGCUUCCGCUCAGUCAAAAUGUUGAGAUCACAAAACAUCAGAAGUUAAUGUUGAUCUUCAUGUGCGUUAUUCGACGAGUAUAUUUACGAUUUGAUACAGAAGAGGAGUGCGACGAAGUCGAGAGUUUGUGUAAAAAGUGCCAACAGUAUUACCACAAGCCUCAUGUGAUGGUUGUGAGAGAUUUCUUUUCUGGGAAACUUGAGGACUUGACACCGACGUGCAGAGAGUUGUGUAACAAAAACAAUUUGUAUCCAGAAGAGUGUGAAGCUAAUUUUAGUGUGUUGUGCGAGAUACUUCGGUCACAGACAAAGAAGAGGUACGCCACAAUGACUGAGAAGAGGCAGUUGCAAUACAAAUUGGAGAAAGCAGAGCCGAAAGAACCCACCGAGAAACCUAAAAAAGAGGUCGCACCACCCGAGGACGACUUAAUGUUGUACUGCACUAAAGAUGACCCGAAUAAGUAUUUCACGAAUUUUGUGUCGAUUGGAAAAGGUGGGUUUGGUGAAGUGUUUUGUGUGCAACGUGUGGAAGACGGGAAGCCAGUCGCAUUGAAAAUGCUGAGACACUCUGUUGAUGAGAGGAGUUCGAAAAUUGGAGCGGAAGUAGCGCGACUUCACAACUGGAAGCACCCGAACAUUGUUGGGUUUGAGGGGUGUUGGUUGUAUCGCAAUCAAGUCUUCAUUGGGAUGGAAUAUUGCUCUCUGGGAACACUUAAGUCACUUCUGAAGAAUCGGAUGAGGCCUUUCCACGAAACGGAUACUGCGUAUUUAUUGCAAGAGACUUUGAAAGCGCUGAAAUACAUCCACGAACAGGGCUUUGUCCACAGAGACGUGAAGACAGCGAACAUCAUGUUGAAACAAAACUUUGAGAUUAAGGUGAUCGACUUUGGGUUGGUUGUUAGAAUCAGUUCAAAACCAUCGAACCGAGCCGGUUCGAAGGCUUACAUGGCGCCCGAGGUUAUCAAACAAAUACCAUAUAACGAAAAGGUUGAUAUUUGGAGUAUUGGGUGUGUAGCACAAGAGUUGUUUGAAGGAAACCCGCCUUACAGAGAGUUGGGGAUGUUGAAGGGGUUGUUCAAAGUAGCCACCGUUGGUGCGCCAGGGCUGAGGUUCCCAUCGAAAACACUUCCGGAACUGGUCGACUUUGUUAACAAGUGCUUCAUCUAUGACCCCGAGAAACGGUGGUCUGCGAAACAACUCUUGGAACACCCACUCAUGAAACAAGUUGAUUUUUCUAUCAUCAAGCAGAGAGGAAGCAAAGUAGGAGGGGUGUAA